GUGCGGCGUCUGUACAGAUGUGAAUGCCUGCAUUGUACAACAAGUCUCAGGACAAUAUCUACGUGCGGCGUCUGUACAGAUGUGAAUGCCUGCAUUGUACAACAAGUCUCAGGACAAUAUCUACGUGCGGCGUCUGUACAGAUGUGAAUGCCUGCAUUGUACAACGUCUCAGGACAAUAUCUACGUGCGGCGUCCGUACAGAUGUGAAUGCCUGCAUUGUACAACGUCUCAGGACAAUAUCUACGUGCGGCGCCCGUACAGAUGUGAAUGUCUGCAUUGUACAAGUCUCAGGACAAUAUCUACGUGCGGCGUCCGUUCCACCAGGAGAUUUUUGUCAGGAAAGACGUGCCAUCAUGAGAGCUCAAAAGAAGAAGAGGGAGCGUUAUCAGAAAUGACAGACGGAGGCCAAGACGACGGACAAAGGCACCACAGCCACGACGGAUGAGAAGAGCUGGGGGGGGGGGGGGGGGGCAUUGUUCGGGCAUUGUUUUUUUCUAUUAAAUUCUCAAGAUCCAAGUUUUUCUUUAGUGGAAUUCAGACUUCUUUUGAAAGAAAAACAACCAAGUACUACUUAAACAGAGGGACCUGAAUAUGAGAAUAAUAUAAUAAUAAAUAGCAUUAGUCGUUAUAAUAAUAAUAAAUAAUAAAUA
Aplysia californica (California sea hare) is the source of this 650-nucleotide messenger RNA. RefSeq lists its product as uncharacterized. Lineage: Eukaryota; Metazoa; Mollusca; Gastropoda; Aplysiida; Aplysiidae. The record is from RefSeq and is a predicted model, not a curated record. Bases 86 to 445 code for a protein of 119 amino acids. The transcript has 2 exons.